Molecule: messenger RNA, 2197 nt
Organism: Actinia tenebrosa (Australian red waratah sea anemone)
Lineage: Eukaryota; Metazoa; Cnidaria; Anthozoa; Actiniaria; Actiniidae
Product: bifunctional peptidase and (3S)-lysyl hydroxylase JMJD7
Source: RefSeq, a predicted model, not a curated record
UUUAAGGACACGUAGAAUCAUGCGGAUAGUUAUUUAUUUUAUUGCGAUAUCAUUAAUACUUAUUACAGAAAAAUGUCUUGUACUAGAGACUAUAAAGCUACAAGAAUAUUCUAUAGAGGAAAUCACUGUUUUGGUGAAGGACUCAUGUGUUUUAGUGGCUUCUCAACCCACGAACUUUACUCUGAUCUCAAUUCUUCAAAACCUCACAGAAAUAUUUUCCAAAGAACCAAACGUGAAAAUUGGACUACUGAGAGAGAACAGCUUCCCUGCGAACGAAAAAGAACAAAUGUUAGGAAAAAUAACGGCUUACUACGGUAAAAAUAGGGGUUUACUGAUGUUUUACCCGAAAGAAAUUUUAGACCGCAAGUGUUUACUGAAACCUCCAAAGAAGAAGCUCAAAUCUGAGGAGUAUAACGGAGACAAAACUACCUCAGCAAUUCUUGAAUUUUUGAACUCAAAAUGCGGGAAGUUUAGGACUCUUCAAGGUGGAUUACCUCCUGAAAGAAGAAUGAGGGAUUUUAUUCUGCAAAAUGUUUAUUCAAUUGGAGAAAAAUCUUUGAACAAAGAUAAGAGGAAUACUGGGAAUGGAGAAGCUGGACCUGUAAACGUCGGAUCAAUAUGUGAGAAGAUUACCAUGCCAACCCAGGAGGAAUUUAUACACCAGUAUUUGUUUAGAUCAAAACCUGUAAUUAUAAAAGGUGCGAUGGACAAAUGGCCAGCAAUGCAUAAGUGGACCAAUGAAUAUCUGACAUCAACAUUUGGCAAAAACAAAGUACGUGUAGCAUUUGCACCUAAUGCAGAGUAUGAAGGUUGUGAGAAAGCAUCAGACUUUGAGGACUUUCAAGAUUUUAAAUUUCCUGAUGGUGUUAAAGAACAACUUCCCUUUCCUGACUUAGUUGUAGUAAGGCCUGCAUUUAUGAACUUGAAGUUUGCAGAAUUUAUGAGUCUACUUGAGAAAACACAUCAGACAGGUCAAGGAGAGAAUGUAUCAGCUUACUUGGAGUAUUCUUCUAUUCCAAGUCAUCUGCCAGAACUGGAAAAAGAUGUAAUUGAGAUGCCAUUUGUGGCUGGAGUAUUGAAGAGAAGGCACUUGAAUAUUUGGUUGAGUAAUGGCAACACUUUAGGGAAGCUCCAUUUUGAUCCAUUUGACAAUUUCCUUUGUCAGAUAAGUGGAAGGAAACAGGUUUUGCUAUAUGAACCCUAUGAUAACACUCGGCUUUAUGAGGCACACAUACAAGAAGCAGAACUGGGUUACAAUCCAAACAGCAUGCAAUUCCGCAGGAAAAAAUUAAUGGACAGCACAUCUAUGGUUAUGUCACCAAUUAAUAUUCUGAAGCCUGAUUAUAAAAGGUUUCCAAAGUUCAAAGGUGUUCAGGCCAUGAAUUGUACAAUAGAUGAAGGCGAAGUACUAUUCAUGCCAUCAUUUUGGUGGCAUGAGGUACAGUCAUACCCAAAUCAAGAAAAGCCUAGAAAUGUAGCUAUUAAUUAUUGGUAUGAACCAUUUCUAACAAAGGAAUAUCCUUGUGAUUCCUGUAAGAUUGACAUCAAUCCAUUCUACCACCAUCUACUUCAUUAAACCCAUGAGGUCUACAGUGGAUGCCCUGUUUUGGGUUCAAGCCCCAUAGCUGGUCACCAAAACUAAUGUUAGCUCAUCACUUGAAAAAAUCUUCAGAAAUCUUAUUAUUAAAUGUAUUGUUUAUUAUAAUAAUGGCUUUUUUGACACUAAGCAUUCGUUUUCUAGCGUAAUAUUUUACUAAAAAUUAUUAUUCAAUACCUACAAGUGAAAGAUCACUAUAUUUUAAAAAAAUUAUGAAAAAACAUGUAUACUUAAAAAAAUAUCAAAAUAAAUUAUGAAUUAAAAUGUUUCUUCGCUGUACAAACAUAUAUAAUUACUAAAAAUAGUUUUUGAUAUCACGGAACUGAAUCUGAAAUUUUAAAAAAAUCCAAACAAUUAUGUACAAUAUUAUCGGUCAAAAAUGUCUUUGUUAUUUUUGGCGAUCGUGAGUAACACCACAGUGUUUGACUUGAUGUUCUUUGGUAACAAGAAAUAAGAACUGACUAUAGCCUUUGCUGCUAUUGAAGAGCUAGCCCAGAUAUGCAGUAUUUGUUUAUGCCAUUUCUCCAGCGUGUUCCGUGUAGAAUUCUCUACUCCAUUAAGCUUCUUGUUCAAUAAAUAUUCAGCAUCUUCCAAAGUAAA